Molecule: messenger RNA, 2246 nt
Organism: Cyanistes caeruleus (blue tit)
Lineage: Eukaryota; Metazoa; Chordata; Aves; Passeriformes; Paridae
Source: RefSeq, a predicted model, not a curated record
AUGUCCCACCCAUCGCUGCUCUCCUCCAGCCUCAAUCCAUCCCCCCUGUCCUGGCACUCCAAGGAAAGGAUUCCUUCCAGCGCUGCGGAGCUUGCGGCGGAGCCCUCCCGACAUGACGGGCAGCGCUGCCAUUUUGUCGCCGGCCGCGAGGCGGGAGGAGAUUUCGUGAGGGUGAAAGAGCUCGUUCUGGACAACUGCCGGUCGUACGAAGGGAAAAUCGAGGGCCUCACGGAUGAGUUUGAGGAGCUGGAAUUCCUCAGCACAAUCAACGUCGGCUUAACCUCAGUCGCAAACUUACCAAAGUUAAACAAACUUAAGAAGCUCGAGCUGAGCGACAACAGAAUCUCAGGAGGCCUGGAAGUGUUGGCAGAGAAGUGUCCGAACCUCACGCACCUAAACCUAAGUGGCAACAAAAUUAAAGAUCUCGGGACAAUAGAACCUCUGAAAAAGUUGGAAAACCUGAAGAGCUUAGACCUGUUCAACUGCGAGGUGACCAACCUGAACGACUACCGGGAAAACGUGUUCAAGCUGCUGCCGCAGCUCACCUACCUGGACGGAUACGACCGCGACGACAAGGAGGCGCCCGACUCCGACGCCGAGGGAUACGUGGAGGGGCUGGAGGAGGAGGAGGAGGAGGAGGAUGUUUUAUCCCUAGUGAAAGAGCGGGAUGAGAAGGAAGCGCCGGAUUCUGACGCCGAGGGCUACGUGGAGGGGCUGGACGACGAGGAGGAGGAUGAGGACGAGGAGGAAUACGACGAUGACGCUCAGGUAGUGGAGGAUGAGGAGGAUGAGGAGGAGGAGGAGGAAGGGGAGGAGGAGGAUGUGAGCGGAGAGGAGGAGGAGGAUGAGGAAGGCUACAACGACGGCGAGGUGGACGACGAGGAGGACGAGGAGGAGCCCGAGGAAGAGCGGGGCCAGAAGAGGAAACGAGAGCCGGAGGAUGAGGGGGACGAGGACGACUGAGCGGCUUUUCCCCGGAGAAACAAAAUUCCCUCUUGUGAUUUGACUGUUUUUAUCCCGGAAUUCCCCCUUUUCCCACUCCCGACCCUUUGGAUUUUCCUUUUCUUUUCCUGGUUUUUUUGGUUUUUUUUUUUUUUUGUUUUUUUUGUUUUUUUCCGGAUUGUAACGUUGCCGUGGGAACCGAGCGGGAGCAGCCGGGGUGGGAAGGGAAUAAAAUCCUAUUUUUACUGCCGCUCCUCCUCCGAUUCUUUGGGAAUUUUUAUUUUUAUUUUUUUUUAUUUUUAUUUUUUUUUUUGCUUUUCCCUCGGAUCCUUUUCCUUGAAUCCCUGGAACCUGCGAGAUUCCGGUGGGAAAUCCAGCCGGGAAUUCUCGGAGCGGAGCUCGGACGUCUCGGAAGCGAAACCAGGAGAGAAAACCCAGCCGAAAUCCACGGAGCAGCCGGGAUUUUCCCGCCUCCGCCAUUCCCAAAUCCGCGGUUUUUUCAGGAAUGGCUCCUCCCUGGGGUGGCCAUGCUGCCUUGCUCCAUGGUUUUUUUUUUUGGGAAUGCUGCCAUUUCCAGCCCCUUUUCCCAACUUUGGGAAUUCCCUCUUUGUAAAUAGCGACCAAACCUUGGGGUUGUUUAUUGGUUUUUUUGGGAAUGUCAGAUUUUUCGGGAUGGCGAUCCCUGUGUGUUGUGUGUUCCCGCUUUUCCUUUCCUUUGGGAUGGGAAUUUUGGGGUUUUUAGGGAAUUUUUUAUUUUAUUUUAUUAUUUUGGGGGUUUUUUUGGGGGGUUUUUAGGGGAAUUUUUUGGGAAUUUUUGGUGGCAGCCAAAUCCCUGGAAAUGGCAGGCAUGGAAAAAAAAAUGGGAAUCUUUAUAAAAAAAAUACCCCAAAUUCCCAAAUUUCCCGACUUUGGAAUAAACCAACUCCUCCCCCCUUUCCCAAUCAGCUCCCUCUGGAAUUUCCACCCCUAAUCCAGGAAAAAAAACCGCUUGGAAAAUCCCAAUUUUUCCACCCAGAAAGCCGGGAAUUCCAGGAGAAACGCCUGAAAUUCCAUGGAAAUUCCUGAAAAUUGGAUUUUCUUACCUUGGGGGAGGCAAAAAACCUGGAAAAUCCUUGGGGAAUGUCCAGAUCCCACGGGAAAAAUCCCUUUGGAAGUGACUCGGAUUUCCUAGGAAAGCUUCCGUGUGUAGAAAUCCAGCGGCUCCAGGAUUUUUUUGGGGGGGGAAUUUGGGGGCCCGGCAGAGCCACCUUUGGAGUUUUUGUCUGUUUGGCUUUGAGGAAUUUCAAUAAAGCUUUUGAUACAAA